CCUCUGCCAACACUAACACCUCCUCCAUUUCCAAUUUUUCAUCUCCACUUUUCACUUCACUCUCUCCCUGUUUCUAACAAUGGCGGGCUCUCUACUGCCGUUAUUAGUCAGGGCACCAUUAAACCCUAGUAAUCGUCUCUUUACUAAUUACCCCUCAUUCAUCACAUCAUCAUCUUCUUCUUCUUCUUCUUUGAAUAUUUCUUUAAAACCUACAUUUCCUUCCUCUGUCUCUAAACUCAAUUUAUCUCUCUAUAAUCCAUCUCUUAAUCGAAGGUUGAAACCAAAUUAUGCCCUGGAUUCUGACACUCCUUUCAUUUCUAACCAGGGUUCUGAAAAGAUAAAAAAUUCUCAGGAAUUUGAAGAAUGGGAUUCAUUAACAGCAAAAUUUGCUGGUGCUUCAAACCUCCCGUUUUUGUUACUUCAGUUACCUCAGAUCAUUCUCAAUUCCCAAAAUCUCAUUGCUGGGGACUAUUCUGCACUUUCUGCUGUUCCCUGGCUGGGAAUGCUAACUGGUUUGCUGGGAAAUGUUUCUUUACUUUCGUAUUUUGCCAAGAAGAAAGAGACAGAAGCUAUUGUGGUUCAAACAUUAGGAGUUAUCUCAACAUAUGUAGUGAUUGUUCAACUUGCCAUGGCUGGAUCUAUGCCUUUGCCAUUUUUUAUAGUGACUUCAGCUGUUGUUGCAGCGGGUUUGAGUUUGAAUUUUAUGAAUUAUUUUAAUUGGCUUCAUCCUGGAAUUUGGCUGUUUUGGGAAGAUUUAACUACAGUUGGUGGACUCUCUGUUCUUCCUCAAGUUAUGUGGUCGACUUUUGUUCCUUACAUUCCAAACAGUAUUUUGCCUGGGUCUAUCGCUUUUGUAAUGGCUAUCACUGCUGUCAUUAUGGCACGGACAGGGAGACUUUCAGAGAAAAACGUCAAAACUAUUGGGUCACUAUCUGGAUGGACUGCAACUCUUCUCUUCAUGUGGAUGCCAAUAGCUCAGAUGUGGACAAGUUAUCUGAAGCCUGAGAACAUCAAAGGUUUAUCCGCUAUCUCAAUGUUGCUUGCCAUGAUUGGAAACGGUCUUAUGAUCCCACGUGCACUCUUUAUUCGGGAUCUCAUGUGGUUCACAGGUUCAUCCUGGGCAUCGGUUCUGCACGGUUGGGGGAACCUUGUGUGUAUGUACUGCUUCAACAGUAUUAGCAAGGAAUUUUUCUUGGCUGCAACACUUGGGUUAUACACUUGGAUAGGAAUAGGUCUAUGGAAAGACACCAAAGUUUAUGGGUUUAACUCACCAUUGAGAUCCUUGAAGGAGUUGCUCUUUGGCCCUUGAUUCCUUGCCAAAACAUGCAAUUAUCAUCUGAUGCUUACUCAAAGAUAAAAACUGAAAUUGCUCUGCUAGCGACAUAAUUCAUCUGGUGAAAACUGCCUCUGACAAACUGAGUGAACAAAAUGGAAGCGCUCAUCCAAAAUUCGUCUUCCACAGACAUCCUUUCCGGGAGAGUUCUCGGCUGUCCAUGUAUGUCAUUACAGAGUUUGGUUAAUUAUUGUGCUACAGAUUAAUUAAUAUCUUACCUGUAGUUUUUACUUUUUAGCACGAGUAAUAUAUUGUAUUUGGUUAACAGUGGCAAUAAAGGACGAUUGACUCUUACACGGAACCAGUUUUGUGCGUAA
This is a messenger RNA of Papaver somniferum (opium poppy), 1650 nucleotides long. RefSeq names its product maltose excess protein 1-like, chloroplastic. Gene Ontology annotation, molecular function: maltose transmembrane transporter activity. Gene Ontology annotation, cellular component: chloroplast envelope. NCBI's taxonomy places the organism in Eukaryota, Viridiplantae, Streptophyta, Magnoliopsida, Ranunculales, Papaveraceae. Bases 80 to 1309 code for a protein of 409 amino acids. The transcript has 9 exons. The record is from RefSeq and is a predicted model, not a curated record.